AUGAGACACCCUUCUUCUUCUCUGUCUCUGUCUCUGUCUCUCUCUCUCUCUCCAAAGAAUUCCAAUUUUUUUGCUUACCGAUUCCCUGUCUCGCCGCCUCCACUCCUACUCUCUCUUAGAACCCCACACAACAGAGUCCCUUGCUCCAUUAGGUCUUUCAAGCUGGCGAUCGAUAAUCAAGACACCACUGUGAGGGAAAUCAAACCGAAAAGCAGGAGAAUCAUGGGUGCUGGUGGUCCUGAAGAUGAGGACAACAGAUGGCCGCCAUGGCUGAAGCCUCUGCUGAAAGAGAGAUUCUUUGUUCAAUGCAAGGUGCACGCUGAUUCUCACAAGAGCGAAUGCAAUAUGUAUUGCCUGGAUUGCAUGAAUGGUGCUCUCUGCUCUCUCUGCCUUCACCACCACAAGGAUCAUCGUGCUAUUCAGAUAAGGAGGUCUUCAUACCAUGAUGUGAUAAGGGUGAAUGAGAUACAAAAGGUGCUGGACAUAUCUGGAGUCCAAACCUAUGUGAUCAACAGUGCCAGGGUUGUGUUUCUGAAUGAGAGGCCUCAGCCUCGGCCGGGUAAAGGCGUCACCAAUACCUGUGAAGUCUGCGAGCGCAGCCUCCUUGAUUCCUUCCGCUUCUGCUCUCUUGGUUGCAAGAUUGUUGGGACAUCAAAGAACUUCCAAAGGAAGAAAAAGCAUCAGCUGGCAAUGGUAUCGGAUUCGGAAGACUCAUUCAGCAGCAGCAGCCACGGACGGCAGAAGAGCAGCAGCCACAACAGCCGUAAAGAUCAAAGCUUCUCUCCAUCAACACCACCCCCAACUGCCACUAGUUUCCGGACGAUCAAGCGAAGAAAGGGUAUUCCACACCGUGCUCCCAUGGGAGGACUAGUCAUAGAAUACUAUUGAAUAGUAGCUUCUAGUUUAUGAUGCCUAUCAUCACUACAUAUACAAUGUAGAAAAAGUUCUCACAGGAUACCCCGACUGGCAUGAGAACAUAGCCACCUUACUUGUGUACAUAGAAGCAGCAAUAGAAGUUGAAAAGUUGGGGGUAGAAAUUAAAAUAAAUGAAAAAAAAAAAAAAAAAACAAGACUGGAUUGCAAAUAAGCUUUUCUUUAGCUAUGAAGACAAUAGGGUUGCUACUAGAGUGGUUGGUUAUACAUAAGUCUUGGAUUAGUUAUGGGGCAAAAAUGUAUAUAUGGGUUUAGUGUUUUUUUUUUUCUUAUGGUUUUGUUAGUGAAAAGUCUAUGUACUCCCUGGAAAAGGGAGGGGAUGUUAAUAUUUAAUAAUGGGAAUGAUAGAUUUUCUUCUUAUUAUGAAUAUAUGCAUAUAUGCUCUUCUU
Molecule: messenger RNA, 1322 nt
Organism: Tripterygium wilfordii
Lineage: Eukaryota; Viridiplantae; Streptophyta; Magnoliopsida; Celastrales; Celastraceae
Exons: 5
Coding region: 1-888 (295 amino acids)
Source: RefSeq, a predicted model, not a curated record